UGUAGGAUUCUCCAUGACCUGUGUUCAACUCCGCCAUCCGCCAACCAUCGAGUGUGGACUACUCCGAGCGCAACUAUCGCCCCCCUCCCCAUUUAUCUUCGCCAUUGCCACCGCAACUACCACCCCCCAAGUAUCUUCGCCACUACCACCGCAACUAUCACUUCAAUUAUCGUUGUCACUACCACCGCAACUAUCACCUCAAUUAUCUUUGUCACUACCACCGCAACUAUCACCUCAAUUAUCUCUGCCCUUACCACGGCAACAAUCACCCCAAUUAUUCUCGCACUGAUCAUGAGCAAUGUACUUAUCAUCCCACACACUCACAUUUCACGCAUCCGGCCUUCAUCCGGUCUGUGUUUGACCAAUCGCAUUGACUUCACUUGUCCUAUAUAA
Messenger RNA from Dicrocoelium dendriticum, 393 nucleotides. The record is from the annotation of a GenBank genome assembly. NCBI's taxonomy places the organism in Eukaryota, Metazoa, Platyhelminthes, Trematoda, Plagiorchiida, Dicrocoeliidae.